Esox lucius (northern pike) is the source of this 1130-nucleotide messenger RNA. RefSeq names its product von Willebrand factor D and EGF domains (gene seraf). Gene Ontology annotation, biological process: anatomical structure development. The transcript is spliced from 5 exons. NCBI's taxonomy places the organism in Eukaryota, Metazoa, Chordata, Actinopteri, Esociformes, Esocidae. Gene Ontology annotation, cellular component: extracellular region; cell surface. Bases 299 to 946 code for a protein of 215 amino acids. Gene Ontology annotation, molecular function: signaling receptor binding. The record is from RefSeq and is a predicted model, not a curated record.
CAAUACAUCAAUUCAAAACAGGGAGUGCUUUCUUUGCAGUGUUAAAUAUGUUUGAAUGUUCAGGCUUUUUCAAUUCUGUAGAAUCGCUUACCGAGAGGAAAUGGAGGCGAGGUUCUCCCCCAACUCGACUCCCAGUCAUAUGUACCCCACCCCACCCCCUCUCCAUCCCCUUUCUCCAUUCUCUUCACUAACCACUGCUGUACAUGUCGUUUCUCUGUCCAUUAGCUGGGGCGACGUGGAGAAACGCUUAAAGAAUUUAGUUUGAACACCAGUUCCCAUUGACCAUCAAUUGAAGAGGAUGGGUCUCGUUCGCUGCUGUUUUACCGAAUCGCUGAAGAUGGACCUCGCGCUGCUGGCCUGCUUGGUUACAGUUGUAGGCAUCUGCGCGGCACGAUCCGAUGCUCCACGAGGGGUGGCGGUGCCGUUUGUUUUUGACCCCACAGCGACGUGCAACCCUCCGUGCCAACAUGCUGGCAUCUGCAUUCGAAACAACACCUGCUUCUGCUAUCGAGGCUAUGAGGGAGAGACCUGCCAGUAUGCGAACUGCUAUCCCAAAUGUAAGAAUGGAGGAGAGUGCCUUCGCCCUGGAAAAUGCAGAUGUCCUUCUGGAUUUGGUGGAAAAUAUUGUCAUAAAGUGAACUGCGAUAGUGGAUGCUGGAACGGUGGGGAAUGCAUCGCUGUCAAUGGAGUGGCCAAGUGCAUCUGUCCUUCUAGCUGGACUGGCUCCAAAUGCCAAGAGGCGAUCUGUCCUCAGGGAUGCAGGAACGGGGGUAGUUGUGUGGCUCCUGGAAUCUGCAGCUGUUCAGAGGGCUGGCUGGGGGGAGCCUGCCACACUGCUGUGUGUCACCGGCCCUGUUUGAACGGAGGUAAAUGUGUGUCGCCUGAUGCGUGCCGCUGUCGGGCUCCUUACUUUGGACCACGCUGUGAGGAGAGGAAGAUGUUUUGACCCUGUAGGGGUUAGAGGUCAAAGAGGGCCAGUCAAAGGCCUUGUAACACCGUAUUCCAAACCUGGUGCUCUAGAUAUUAGCUCAUUGCUUUUUAAAUCAUUUUUGAAGGACCAUUGAACUGUGUUAACAUUAACCUUGAACUGUCCACUUCAUAUGUACUAUACACAUUUGUAUUUGUGCUAC